UCCGUUCAUUUGUUUACUCUUCAUUCACUCAUCACACCUUUGCCUUGGGGCAGGUCCCCGCAUUCUCCUCCCUGUGGAGGGGGAGGAGGGCGGAGAAGAAAAGAUAAAAGUACCUGCCAGGUCAAGUAGGAGUGGGAGUGAAAUUAGCAUUUAAAUAGCAUUUGUUGAGCUCUUAGAUCUACUGCAUUAUCUCAUCCAAUUUUCACAACCCAUUUUACUGACCACUAGCUAAGGCUAAGAACAGCCCAACUUACUGUGCCUUACCUGUAAGUUUUGGGGAGACUUUGAGGACGUGAAGGUUGACCUCCAGAAUAGUCAUCCUCUGUAAGGCACCCCCGCCCCCCAAUACACCUGCCUGUCAUUCCCUCCCCAUAGCCAAACCAUCAACAGGUCCAAUUGGUUGUCUCCAAAAGAAAGCCUGAAUUCAGCUGCUGCUCUCUCCAUCUCCUGGCUAAAAUCCCAGAGGGUCACAUCUUUCAAGUGAUCUGUUGGAAAUGUAAAAUUAUUCAUAAUAAAACAAACAGUUUCCAAAUAUGCUUUAGCCUAGAAUGCCAGCUCGUCCCUCGUGUGGCCUUCACACCCUUGCACGCAGCAGUCCCUACCUGGAAGCUUCGGGUCUCCGCCCGGGACCCUUCCUCUGAAAGGCCUUCUCCUGCCCGUCACUCUAUUUAUAGCUUCUGUAUUACCGAACAUUAUCCUCUGUAUUCUUUCCUUGUUUAUUUCUGCCUGCAUCUCCAAAAUGUAACCUGAGUGAGGGCAGGGACUGUAUUCUUCUUGUUAACAGAGGAGUUCCAGCGCUUAGAACAGGGGGCUUGAUGGGUAAGAGAGAGAGAAAGCUCGUAAUUUUAAAUCAUUUACCCACACAGCAACUCCCUGUGGGGAUCCCAAAUGAAUCCCCAGGAAGAGGUGCACCGAGUCACAGCUCCCAAACCACAGGGUGAUCCUCAAAGGUUACAGAGCAAAUUCUAAACUCCAAACACGGGAGGACAGUACUUGCAACUCGCCCAGGGGGCCAGCAGGUGGCGCGCGGAGGCCACCCACCGCCUGGCUUUGCAGCGCUGCCUGCACUUCCCAGCUCCCCGGUCGAAAUCCACCCGGAAGUACUGCUGCGGACCCGCACGUGGCGUUAAACUAAAAAUGGAAACUUGAAAACACCGAGGAGGAAUGCUGCUGUGGAUCACUUGGCCAGAGAGCAUAUUUUUGCAUCGGGGACAGAGCCUGGGCCGUGUCUCUCUCUCUGCCCCACCACUGACUCCCAGGUCUUUGCUCUGUGGACACAGGAUGGACAGGUUCCUGGUGAAGAGGGCCCUAGGGGGCCUUGUGGGAAAGAGGGAGCAGGAGCAGACAGGAGCCGGCCCAGCUGAGUUGGGAGAAGACGAGGAAAGCACCAGGAAGAGGCCCAGGAGAGAAACGCCGGGGAAUGGUGCUGACGUGGCCGGCCUCAGCUGGCAACGCAUUCGAUCCGAGGGCCUGGACUGCGAUUACACAGUCCUGUUUGGCAAAGCCGAAGCGGACGAGAUUUUCCGAGAGUUGGAGCAAGAAGUGGAAUAUUUUACAGGUGCGCUGGCCAAGGUGCAGGUGUUUGGGAAGUGGCACAGCGUGCCAAGGAAGCAGGCGACGUACGGCGACGCUGGGCUGACCUACACGUUUUCAGGCCUCACUCUGUCUCCAAAACCCUGGAUCCCCGUUCUAGAGCGAGUCCGGGAUCGUGUUUCUUUGGUGACUGGGCAGACCUUCAACUUUGUGCUCGUGAACAGGUAUAAAGACGGCUGCGACCACAUCGGGGAACACCGAGAUGACGAAAGAGAACUGGCUCCCGGGAGCCCCAUCGCCUCCGUCUCCUUUGGGGCCUGCAGAGACUUCUUCUUCCGGCACAGAGAUGCUCGAGGGAGGAGCCCCUCCCGGAGGCUGGAGGGGGUCAGGCUGCCACUGGCCCACGGGAGUCUACUGAUGAUGAACCCCCCGACCAACUCUCACUGGUAUCACAGCCUCCCCGUCCGCAAGAAGGUUCUGGCUCCGCGCGUCAAUCUGACCUUUCGUAGAAUUCUGCCUACUAGAAAGUAAAAACAUUUUCCGGUUAGCA
Molecule: messenger RNA, 2083 nt
Organism: Myotis davidii
Lineage: Eukaryota; Metazoa; Chordata; Mammalia; Chiroptera; Vespertilionidae
Gene: ALKBH2
Product: alkB homolog 2, alpha-ketoglutarate-dependent dioxygenase
Exons: 4
Coding region: 1165-2064 (299 amino acids)
Biological process (GO): DNA repair
Source: RefSeq, a predicted model, not a curated record